This is a messenger RNA of Ailuropoda melanoleuca (giant panda), 5007 nucleotides long. RefSeq names its product clarin 2 (gene CLRN2). Bases 1 to 708 code for a protein of 235 amino acids. The transcript has 4 exons. The record is from RefSeq and is a predicted model, not a curated record. Lineage: Eukaryota; Metazoa; Chordata; Mammalia; Carnivora; Ursidae.
AUGACAGGAGCCCGAACGCGGCGCAACGGAUCGCCCGGCCCCGCCCGGGCCGGCCCACCCACCCGGCCAAGAGGGACCGCGCGGCCGCUGAUCCCGCGCGGGGCCCGCUGCUGCCGCCUAGCGCGCGGCCGCUCUGGGCGACACCGACACCCUGCAGGUGCACCAGCAGAGCCCUGCGGCCCGCCCGCCUUUUACUACGGGCUCUUCCGAGGAUGUAAAGUGCGACAGUGUGGGCUCGGGGGCCGCCAGUCCCAAUUCAAGAUCUUCCCACACCUGGUGAAGGAACUCAAUGCAGGCCUCCACGUGACAAUUCUGCUGCUCCUCUUCUUGGCCUUGGCCCUGGCUCUGGUCAGCAUGGGCUUUGCCAUUCUCAACAUGAUCCAGGUUCCAUAUAGGGCAGUCAACGGCCCUGGGGGCAUCUGCCUAUGGAAUGUCCUAGCAGGUGGAGUCGUGGCAUUGGCCAUCACCAGCUUCAUGGCUGCGGUCAAGUUUCACAACCUCACCGAGCGCAUCGCCAACUUCCGGGAGAGGCUCUUCCGCUUCGUGGUGGUGGAGGAACGGUACGAAGAGUCCUUUUGGAUCUGUGUGGCCAGUGCCUCGGCCCACGCCGCGAACUUGGUCGUCGUGGCAAUCAGUCAAAUUCCACUCCCGGAGAUUAAGACCAAAAUCGAAGAGGCCACGGUCACGGCUGAGGAUAUCCUGUAUUGAUGGCCCUCUGUGGCUCACACCCUCUCCUGAGUCAGUUCCGCAGUGUGAAUGGAGACCUCAUUUCGUCGAGGCUUUGCAGUCCAGAGCGCCUGUGUUCUGGAAGGUAAGAAGAAGUGCAGGGAGGAAGGGCAGUGCCUGGACCAGAAAAGAAAGCUUUCCUGAACUGCUGGCAUCUCUGCCUUUCCCUCUCACUGACCUUGGAGUUAGAGACUCUGCUACUUGCCAGCUGGGUGGACACUGGACAAUUCACUUAAUGUCUGCCUCUCACUUUCUUCAUCUGUAAAAUGGGGGUAAUAAGAGCUCGCAAGCUUGUAAUGAGGUUUAAAUUGGCAAUAUUGUUGCCAACCUUUGAAUCAAUAUAUAUAUCUGUGAUUAGAACGUUCUCCACAUAUAAGGUAAUGAACACUCCAAUAAACGCCUAUCGACCCCUGCUCUGUUCCACACAAUAUUGGGGGGGAAGUAAAGAGGCAUAUGGCAACACCCCUGUCCUCCAGAAACAUUUAAUCCUCCCACACGACAGGCAUCAGAUAGCAACAAUAACACUAACAAUGAAAAUAAGUGCCUUUCUUUUUUCUUUAGUGGUUACUACAUACUGGACACUGUUCUAAGAGUCCUACAUAUAUUGGGUCCUCACUAUAAAUUCAGAUUGUGGGUACUACUUUAUUUCCAUUUUAUAGAUGAAGAAACUAACAUAUCCAGAGAUUAGGUAACUUGCUGAGGUCAAGAAUUCAGUUGAGGAAGUCUGGAACCGAAGUUUAUGUUUGUAACCCCUUUGCUAAUGUGCCGUUUGAUGGUCAAGCAGUUGGAAUGCGAUGUGAUAAAUGCUGUGACAGUACAUGCAUGAAGGACCGAGGGAAGGAAUUAAGUCUCCUGCAUGGGAUGUGGUAUUAAAGAAAGUAUCACAGACUUGACAUUUGAUCAGAACUUUGAAAGUUGAGUAGACUUUUUCCAGUGGGGAAGGAAGCAGGUUUGGAAAAGGGCAUUUCAGGAUGAGUCAGCAAUGAGGAGGAGACACAAGGUAUGGAAUUACAAAGAGGGUCUGGAAGCAUGUGAAUACCCAGCAGAAUUAGAACGUUGUUCUAAUUCACCAGUUAGAUAAACCCAGUUGCUUUGUGUUGGGUUUCCCUUAAGCGGUACUACGAUGGUUAAUUACAUGUGCUAACCUGGCUAAGCCACUGUACCCAGAUAUUUCGUCAAACGCUAUUCUAGAAGUUUUUGUGAAGGUAUUUUUCGAGUGGGAUUAACAUUUCGAUCAGUAGACUUUGAGUAAGAGAGAUUGCCCUCCAGCAUAUGGGUGGGCCUCACCCAAUCAGUUGAAAGACUUAGGAAAAAGACUGACCUCCCUCACGGGAUUGGGAAUUCUGCCAGCAAGCUGCCACUGGACUCAAACUGCAACUCUUCCUUGGAUCUCCAGCCUGCUAGCCCAGCCUGCAGAUUUUGGACUUGUCGCCUGCACAGUCAUGUGAGCCAGUUAAAAAAAAAAAAAGUUAUCUUUCCCUCUGCCUGUCUCUCUCUCUCUCUCUUUGCACACACACGCGCGCGCGCGCGCACACACACACACACGUCCUAUUGAUUCUAUUUGUCUGGAGAAUACUUACUCAUACAAGUACAAAACUCCAUAAAUUCGCUUACCUACAAUACCAGCUGGGGUGAACCCUUUCUCAAGCUUCCUGCCUUUGUGCCAAGUAAAAAAGUGGUCUCAUCUCUUAAAUUAGGUCCAUCUAAAACGACACCCGAUUUGGACUUACUCUACCUUUGCUUAUGGCUGAGCUCCUGGAAGUUUCCCUGACAUCUUUUCUGUUCUAAUUGUUUGUGAUUCCCUGCCUGGGCCCAUCUAUCUCUUCCAGCCCUCUAUCCCCAUCCCACACAUAGCCUCAGGACUGUUGAGAAGACUGAUGUCACUCAUCAAAUAUGCAGAUGGCACAGGGCCGGAAGGGAGAGUUAAGGUGAAAGGAGAUGGCUCCAAAAGAUAGUGACAGAGUGCAGUGCUGCGUUGGACACAAGUGGGAAUGUCAAUGUCCUACCAAGCUUACCAUCAAGUCCUGCUGACAGUUGGAAAGUAAAUCAUAUGGAAGACUGGCAACAGUUUACUAUAUGAUAAAUGUCUGAGAGUCUUGGUACAUUUAUUCAUUCAAUGAGUAUUGAAAUGGAUCCAGGGGCUGGGAGUAGAGCAGAAAACAGACGGACAAAAGUCCCUGCCAUCCAGGGAUUUCCUUCUCUGAGCACCUGGGGCUGAUUCACACCGGACGGCAUGUGACGUGCCCACUAACAACGUGAGCCCGGCCACAGCCUUCAACUUGAUCACUGAGUCAGGAGUGUGCAGACUGCCACACAGGGGCCGAGCAAAUUCACUUUUGCCGCUGCUAGUGGAAUGACCUCAUCGAGAUGCCAAACUUGACCGAGAUGGGUGUGUUCCAAGGAGUCCAAGCGCAGGCUUUUGUGAACUUUCCCAGCAACUGAUUCCAGAGCUUUCAAAGGUUUCAGAAGCAUCUGUAGCACCUUAAAAGUUUCAAACUGUGACCCAUCAGGUAGUAGCUAUAAUAUUAUCAGAGAUAAUCUGUUCAGUCUGAAAAGCAUCUCUCAGGGCUAUUGCCAAAGAGAUUCCUGUAUGGAAUUUAGCAAGUUUGGCUGAGGGAAAGAAGGGGAAGUAUAUCUGGGUUACACAGUUUCCGUGCAUGACCACUCAAACGUAUAGAGAAAAUGGAGCUCCUUUAUUUGGACAAUAGUUCAUCUGGUCAUUUUAUGAGUAAAGAGAAAAUAAUAAUAAAUGCCCAGUCCAGUUUAAAUUUAACCCAACCUGAUCAUUUAUACCAUCACUCCAGGUAAUAAUAUUCCUGAUGUCUCAGUCCAUUUGGGCUGUGAAAACAAAUUACCAUUGACUGGCUUAAAUGACAGACAUGUAUUUCUAACGGUUCUGGAGGCUGGAAUGGACGAUCAAGGUGCUGGCACAUCGAGUGGCUGGCAAGAACCUGUGUCCUGGCUUGCAGAGGGCCAGCUUCUCAUCGCAGCCUCAUUUGGCAGAGACAGCCAGAGCGUGCUCUCCUGUCCCUUCGUACAAAGGCACUAAUCUCAUUCACCAGGGCUUCACCCUCAUGGCCUAAACCACCCAAAGUCCCCACCUCUUAAUUUCAUCACCUUGGGGGAUAAGAUUUCAACUUAUGGAUUUGGGGAGAACACAAACACUCAGGCCAUAAAACAGGAUUUUCAUCAAUGACAACAUACCAAUAAAGUGUACGAUUAAUCAAAAACUUUUGAAUGGCGAGAACGCUUCCAUGUCAACUCAGAACAAGGUUAUAUUACAAAUACUCUUCUCUUUCAAGAAAAAUAUGACACUCUCUGAAAAUUGAAUUAAACAAUUCUUUACACUUCCAAAAAUGUAACGAAAAUGCUUGCUCUUUCACUGAAAAAAAGAAACUGUUUUCUAAAUUGUAAGGUUGCUGUGCAGUGUUGAUGACCAGUGAGAACGAAUGCAUGGUUUAGGCAACGUUUCCAACGUAAUCCAAAAUGACAAUGGUAUUAGUCUCCCACUGCUGCUGAAGCAACUUGCCACGAACUUGGUGGUUGAAAACAACACGCAUUUACUAUCUUAAGAGUUUUGGAGGCCAGGAGUCCACAGUGGGCCUUCCUCGGGGAAGUAAAGUUGUCUGCAGGGCGGCGUUCCUUCUGGAGGCUCUAGGGGAGUGUGUGUUUUCCUGCUUUCCCACCUUCUAGAUGCUGCCUGCAUUCCUUGGCUUGUGGCUCUUUCCAGCAAUGAUGUUCCUCCAACCUCUGCUUUCAUCAUACAGGUGACAAUUCUGAUGACUGUGACCCUCAUAUCUCCCUCUUAGAAGGAUCCUUGCAACUCCAUGGGGCCCACCCAGCUAAUCCAGGACAUCUUUGGGAGACAUUUUUCUGCCUACCAGAGCAAUGUUACCCAAAUCCAGAGUUUCUUGGUCUAACAAUAUUCCUGAAAAAAAUAAAUAAAUAAGGCUUAGAUGUAAAACAAAUGAGCAAAAUGUUGUGUUAUUAUCAGUCAACACUAUUAGAUUGGUAUCAUAAUUUAGAAAAUCCUUGCUGAAAGUGGAGAACUCACCUACAUCACCCACAUGGAGUUCAAAUACUUAUACAAUAUGUGGGGUACAUCUUUGGAAAUCAUAGAGGGGCAGAAGGAGACUAGGUAAGGCACAGGGAAUCUCAAAAGUGAACUAUGAUCUCAGGAUAUGAUGCUGGAGAGGGCCACAGCCCCUCAGAGAAGUUCCUGUGCCCAUUUUUUUUUAAGGUUUUAUUUAUUUAUUUGAGAGAGAGAGAGAUCAUAAGCAG